This is a messenger RNA of Fimicolochytrium jonesii, 1537 nucleotides long. RefSeq names its product putative hemolysin-III channel protein Izh2. Gene Ontology annotation, cellular component: membrane. The transcript is spliced from 6 exons. The record is from RefSeq and is a predicted model, not a curated record. Gene Ontology annotation, molecular function: signaling receptor activity. Lineage: Eukaryota; Fungi; Chytridiomycota; Chytridiomycetes; Spizellomycetales; Powellomycetaceae. Bases 167 to 1204 code for a protein of 345 amino acids.
UCCGGAAGCCACGCGCCAAAAGCAUCUACGGGCAUCGGCCACCGCCCACAGUGAUCUAGGACCUACUGCAGACAAAGACAGCACGUACGCUCCAGGAAGGCGCUGUGUCCCAGAUACUUCCUUGCGAGGUCCAUUUCACGCUUCCAGGAGAGAACGGCUUCCUGCAAUGGGCGCAUCACGCGCGAAAGCCGGCAACAUUUCUCACGUCAGAACCGUCCAGAAAGGUACCGACACCCCAGCGACGCCCAACCGAGGCUCGAAGCCACGAAAGCGUCAAGUCGUGCGAAAGAAGUCGUUCACACGAGGGGAGGGAGAGGAAGAAGAAUCGCUUGUGAAAGUAGCAAAGAAGAUGGUGAAAACACUCCACUUCAACGAGUUACUCCCGUGGCAGCAGGACGACUACUACAUUCACACAGGCUACCGGCCACUCCAAGAUUCCUACAUCGGCUGCAUCCGCACGCUCUCCUACAUCCAUAACGAGACCGGCAACAUCUUCUCCCACAAACUCGGUGCGUUGCUGUUCGCUGCCGCCUUCUACUUCACCUUCACAUACAAUAUUCUUGGGGAGACGGUGAAAGUCGCUCGGUGGGGCGAUUAUGCGGCGUUUGGCGUGUUCCUACUGUCGGCCGUGGUGUGUUUCAGUCUGUCGGCCUGGUUUCAUACGGUGAUUUGCCAUAGUCAGAGAGUGUGCAUAUUGUUCAACAAGAUUGAUUAUUUCGGGAUUGUGGUGUUGAUCUGUGGAUCAACGUACCCAAGCCUCUACUGGGGGUUCUCCUGCCACCCCCACUUUCGAGUAGUCUACUGCACAAUGACGACGAUCUUUGGUGGCAUGACAAUGUACACGUCGCUGGCAUCCCGGUUCAGCACGCCAAAUCAUCGCGAUAUUCGGACCGCGAGCUUUGUCGGUCUCGGGCUGUCCGGGCUGAUUCCCUUGUUACACGGAUUCUAUUUGCAUGGGAUAGCGACAUCAAUCGAAGCCGUUUCAUUCUGGCAUCUGAUGGGAAUGGCAGCAUUCUAUAUCGUCGGGGCUAUAGUGUACACGCUUCGAGUACCCGAACGGAUAUUUCCGGGUCGUUUUGACAUUUGGGGCCACUCACACCAAAUCUUCCACGUCCUUGUUCUCGGAGGGGCGAUCACGCACUAUCUGGGACUGGUCAAAUCGUGUCGAUAUUGGCGCGAGGGGACACCCCCUUGCCAGCUUUGAUGACAGCCGGAGAAACGGCUGCCGCACACAGGCAUGCGGCAAAGGCAGCGGUCGGGCAGGCAGGCAGGCAGGAACCUGAUGUGCCAACUCAUACCAUACUUUUGGACUGGUACCUCUAUUAGUGAACAUGACUAGACUUGAGCUGGUCUUUCGUAGUAUUAUGCAUGACUAUAAUUGAAUCACGCUACACCCUGCGGUAGUUCUACUUCUAAGUUCUAACACAACCGUAACCUAUGCAUGAAUCGAACGCGCUCGCACUCCAUCACCUACUCCUCCUCCCCAUCCUCUCCCUCCUCCCACUCCUCCACCCCCGUCACAACCCUCCCCAACCUC